Lingula anatina is the source of this 921-nucleotide messenger RNA. Its product is annotated as proteasome maturation protein. Gene Ontology annotation, cellular component: cytoplasm; nucleus. Gene Ontology annotation, biological process: proteasome assembly. NCBI's taxonomy places the organism in Eukaryota, Metazoa, Brachiopoda, Lingulata, Lingulida, Lingulidae. The record is from RefSeq and is a predicted model, not a curated record.
UAUUGACAGAUUCCAAUAUGAACUCAAGUGAAGGAUGCCCAAGUAUGAGGCCAAGGCCAGAGGGUCUUAACUCUGCCAAUGCCAAAGGUGGUGUAUAUGGUGUACCUGAUGUUCUAUAUCAGGGGUUUCAGAAUGUAAGAAAUGAUCUCACAGCAUCACAUCCACUUGAGCAUUCAGAAAAGGAGUGGAGAGCCAACCAAGAGAAGAUGGACUUUGCAAUGUUAAGACAAGUACAGGGAAUUCAUGCACCUCUUAGGCUACAGAUGGAAAGGAAUUUUGCCAAUAAGAUUGGUAGGUUACCUUGCCUCCAAAGUUCCCAUGUGAUGUUAGACUCUUUAACAGGAAAGGAUGAGGAGAUAGACUAUGAAGAUAUCCUCAACUCUCCAGCUGACUCUGAAGUUUCUGGCCAGCCUCACAUGAUGGUGGAGAAACAAAUGGGACUGUUGUGAUGAUGAUGAUGCUCAAAUUUUUAUUAUGAUUAUCUCAUCAAAAUAGUAAAAUGGGAGCAGCGCGUUGACCGUUGGUGAACUGUGACAUUGUGUACCUGCAUUGUUUAAAACUGUUGAACUUAUAAAUGUACACUGGAGUCUGCAGUGAACACAAGGAAUGCUGUUCUUGGAUAGGAAAAUAUGAUUCACUUGUAAAUCUAUGUGAAAAAUCUGUAUGAAUCCCCAUGCAUCCCCACAUGCAGGCCAUCUGAACAACAGUGGCAAGCUGCACAGAAACAUGUAAUAUCUGGUGUGUUUUGGAUAAUUUCUGGAAGCUCCAAGGAAGCAUUUCUUAAGAAUAUUUCACAUGUAGUCUUUUGAAUUUUGUAUUAGAGGUAUUUCCUCAGAAGGCCAAAAAUGUCAAAUUGGUGAUAUUCACUGAAUAUUACUGUAGUGUAUAUAGUGAUUCUCAAUAAAAUUCUAUGUUGAACUC